UUCAUUUGUUUUUCUAAAAUAAAAAUGCCAGUGUCGGUAGGUAUGCAAUGAAUGAAUACGCCAUGAUAUAAACAACGGGAAUCUGUUUGACUACAAUAAUGACGGAACUGGAACCUUUAGUUCUCUGCAUGGAGAAUAUCAGUGGAGAAGAAGUAGCACUGAAGAUUGAACCGCAAGACUCUUUUCAGGACUUUCUGGAGAAUGCUAAACUUCUAUUAGGCUAUGAAAUGGACAUAAACUCUAUAACCGAAAAUCAACCAGUUUCUUUAGACAGCAACAUAUAUAAUUUUCUAUUAGAAGCAGAACAGAAUUUUAAAAAUUCUACACUCAAUCAACAAAACCUUGAUGAAAUAAUGGAUGAUAAUGAGACAGAUGAUCUAGUUUACAUACUAGAUGAUGGUACUCAGAUACGUGCUUCCCAAAUUCAGUUCGAUAAUGAUGAUCCUCUUGUAGAUUUGACAGCUGAAAAAAUACCUUUCGUUAAAUACAAGGACGAAAGUGAUGAUGAUAACAAAACAGAUAUAGAGAAUACAGAUAUUACAAUAAAAAAUAUUAAUAUAUUAGGUAGUCCAGUAGAGCGUUGGUCGAGUAAAGAUAGCCCUAAGUGCAGUUUCGCUAAUAGUCUACCUUUCAAUGUAGUAUGUAAUAACACAUCGAACUUUGAGGCGCAAUUUUCUAAAUACCUUGAAUCCAAUUCUAAAACGUACACAAAUUUGAAUAAUGCUAAUAAAAAUAAAUCACCUAGAAGUUUAAUUAGGGAGAAUUAUAAAAAAUAUGACGAUAUUAAUAGCAGGAACGAUGGGUUUCUUACAAGGGAAGAUAUAUUAAAUAUGUUUAAAGAUACACCAGUGACUCCUUUACCUUACGAUGAUAAUACUCAAUUUGAUAAACGCAGACACGUAAGAAAAACAGAUCCGUCCAGACUAGUUUAUAAAAACUGGAAUGCCAAACCUAUAAUAGAUAUUGAAUUGGGCUUAGAGAAGCAGAAUUGUUUCAUUUGUUGCAAAAUUGUCAAGAAUAAUGAAAAAUUGUAUUUGUUUGAUAAGGAAGACCAGAUGCUACAUAGGUGUGAACAAAGAAAGUACAAUACACAGCUAAAAAUUAUAUGCGAAAAAUGUCUAACAGAAAACUUCAAGCCAAGUAGAAUAAAGAGUCCGAAUCAGUCAUUAGACGAUGAUGAAUAUUUAGUUAUAAAAAACAAUCAACAAUUCAUAUUCCAAAAAACGAGUGAUAUAAACCUGAAGAGUAGUUAUUUUAUUAAUAACAUUAACAUGAAUAAUAACAAUACAGACAAAAUUGACAAAAUAAAUAAAUUGACGAAGAAUAAAGAGAGUGUUGAGUUCGUGAAAGUUGAAAUUGGUCCGGAUGGAGAGAUUGUCACUAAACCGAUAGACAAUGACGUGAAAUCUGAUGACGUCAUUAUAGUUAAAGAGAAAAAGGACAGUUCAAGUGACGUCGAUAUUAUAGAACCGGAAGUAAUGGAAGUGGAGGCGGAAAUAGAUGUGGAUAAUUUAGAGGAUGUGGAUGAAGAUGUGAAAGAGUUUUUGGGGAAGUACCAGUGUGAUAUUAAAAAUAAGGAGUUCAAGUGCAGGUUUUGUCAGAGAGAAUUCAAGAAUUUGGAUGAAGCUAUCGACCACUGUGCGGAACAUAAGCACGAGCUUGAUGAUGGGGUUGUAUUCCCAUGCCCUCUAUGUGAUUACGGUUACGCAAAUUCAAAAUGGCUGAAAGGUCACCUGAAAGCUGCUCAUGACAACUUGAAGGAAGAUCAUGAGGUAAAGGAUGAAAAUAUUACCAUCAAAGAAGAAGACAGUACCGUUAAAGAAGGAGAUGAUACUGUUAAAGAAGAAAAGAAUGAUAAAGAACAAAACAAUACUCCAGAAUCUUCCCCCGUCGCCAAAAGAACUAGAAGUUCCAUCAAGAAGAUCGACGUUGAUAAUAUUAACAACGGUAUAGAUGAACAACAACCUACAGAAAAUGGGAACAUUGCUAUCCAGCAAGAACAACCAAAGGUAAAAACUGAAGUCGAACAAGAAUGUCAAGACAGCAGCGAUGGCGAUUCCAUAUGGAUAGUGCAAACAGGCGAUGAUGACGAGCAGCUGAAUAAUUUGUUACGGUUAACAGAUGUGAAAUCAGAUGUCAACGAUUUAAAGAGGCACAAAUGUUUUUCUUGCAGUCAAAUCUUCCCCACGGCAGAUAGUCUGAGAACUCAUAAAUGUCGAAAGCGAGUUGGUAAACGACGAUUCAAUUUACUAAAGGAGAAGUCUGUGGUAUUGGUAUCCAGAGAAGAGGAUUUUAUGAAGAGGGCUCAAAAAAAAAUUCGUGAAGUAGAAGAUGACGAGAAUAAUGAUCUUUUAGUCGUGAGACCCCGUAAAAGAAAAACUCGUGAACUCAGCGAUCCUCAAAUUGUCACGUGUCACAACUGUAAUGAGUCUUUUACAUCGAAAGUGAGACUCAAAUUUCACAUGCAGUUCCACGAACCGACCAACCUUCUGACCUCGGAGGGUCAGUACGUGUGCGCGGAGUGUGAAAACGCCACCUUCGUCUCAGAAACAAAGCUCUUCGACCACGUGCACUUUCAGCAUAGCAAGCAGAAACGCUGGCAGUGCCCACUCAAGGACUGCGGGAAGACUUUCUUUUUGCGGGCAACAUUGACGAAACACAGUCGCACACACACAGACACAAGACGCUACGUCUGUGUGACUUGCGGUAAAAGGUUCCUCGACAAACAGACUUUGGACGAGCAUGGAGUCACACAUCUCCAGAUCAAACCGUUUCAAUGCCACAUAUGCCUCAAGCAGCUGACGCGCAGGUCUCGUCUGCGCAUGCAUUUGCGAGCUCAUGAGGAAGAGCUUUCGCCCGCACUGGUGCUAGUGUGUGCGAUCUGCAGCCGGGCUUUCAGAGAUCACGUCGACGCUCAGGAGCAUGCCGCAAAAUCCACGGAAUGCAUUGAUGAAUUUACAAGCGAUCUCAAAGAAGAGCCGGAGCCCACCGAACAACUGUCUCCCACCAGUGGGAUUGUAAGACACACUUUGCCCGUUGCCGAAUCCCAUCGCAACGAAACGUGUAUACCGAAAGAAGUUAAUAACGACAAGAGCGAAAAACUAUUGUCACCUUUAAACGACGCCGCCAGAAAUAUAAUACGCGUGGUAGAUAUCGAGAAGGCUUUCCGAUGUGAAUAUUGUGAAGAUGUAUAUUACUUGGAGGAGGCUUUAAACAGUCAUAGAACAUUACACAAAGGUGUCAAAAAUCCUUUUACCUGUCACAUUUGCAAAGUUAACUUUGCUACAUACUCUAGGUGCACAACACACAAAACGACACACGGUUUUUACAAGCGGAGUACCAUAGAGGGACGUACGGAGGGACGCACUGGCCCAGCGAGUGCUGGCAUUCUUGGUUAUGGAGGUUUCCCUGUAGUGAAACACUUUCUGUGUGAGGACUGUGGUCGAUCUUACCUACAUUGGACUUAUUUCCAAGUUCAUCGCCGUAUGAAACAUGCUAAUGAAAAUUAUAUUUUCAAAUGCAAUCAGUGUGAACUAACUUUUCCAAACAGUUGGAGCGCAUCUUAUCACAGAAAAAAAAUACACAGUAAAAAUGGGCAGGACGAAAACGGCGGUUUUACAAAGAUCAUUCGAGAAAAUAACAGAAUUCCAUGUCGUGAUUGCGACGAAGUUUUGCCAGACAAAAUUGCUCUCUAUAAGCACAGACAGAAGGAGCAUUGCGAUGAAAGUCUGAUGGAUAAAGGGGACUGGACAGAUAACGAAGACUCUGAAACCACAGUUUGCAAUAAAUGUGGUCAUGAUUUACACAGCGUAGCAGCACUGCGGCAGCAUAUCAAAGAAGUUCAUGGUGGCUCUCCUGUGGCUCGUGCGCACUCGCACGCUUGCCCGGUAUGUGCGCGCUCAUUCCGCUCAGCAUCCGUACGCAAUGAACACGUUCGUGUGCACACUGGCGAGAGGCCGUUCCCGUGUGACGUAUGCGGAGUCGCUUUUAGACGUUCCACAGCUAUGCGGAACCACCGGCUCAUCCACACGGGCACCCGGCCCUGGGGCUGCUCACGGUGUCCCAAGCGAUUCCGCGUCAAAUCCGACCUGAAGACCCAUAUGAGGCUAAAGCAUCCCGCACAUUUGGCUGUAAUCGAGAUCGAAGGGUUGCACUGUACUACAGAAGAGGUCCUGCAACAUCUGAACAACAACAAUAUAAGUCGGGACAAAGUUAUUGAGAUUACAAUGAUUUCUUUUCCCAAGAACACCACAAACAUAGUUCCCAACACAAUGCGAGCUCUGUCCAUGCUAAGCGACAUUCCGAGAACGCAAAUCGCUUGCGACUGGGACACGCGGGCGUCUUCGCUUGAUCAAACCGAUGUAUUGCAACCACUCCGACGCGGUAGGGGGAUAGACAAAAAUCCGCGCAAGCCCACCAUACUGCAGCGAAGCGACGAGGCGGGCCAAGGUCGCCAGGAUACCUACAACAUGCCAUUGCCAAACUUUGAUGGAGUGAAUACAUCGAGUCUUAACGUUCAACUUCUACUCCAAGAUGACACCUCGGAACUCGUAGGCGGAAACCAAAUGGUUGAACCACUGAAGCUGGACGACGGAAUAUUAUUGUAGUUAACUUUACCUACCUGCCUCGAUAGUCCAGUGGUUAGGUUGCUCGCUUACGGACCACAAGAUCUCGGGUUCGGCUUCCGUAUCAAUUCAAAAAUUGCAAGAUAUCCCUGUUAUGAAAUUUAUAGUAGCAGGCU
Messenger RNA from Pararge aegeria (speckled wood butterfly), 4741 nucleotides. RefSeq names its product zinc finger protein 91-like. Gene Ontology annotation, cellular component: chromosome. NCBI's taxonomy places the organism in Eukaryota, Metazoa, Arthropoda, Insecta, Lepidoptera, Nymphalidae. Gene Ontology annotation, molecular function: chromatin insulator sequence binding. Gene Ontology annotation, biological process: regulation of transcription by RNA polymerase II. The record is from RefSeq and is a predicted model, not a curated record. The coding region runs from base 99 to 4607 and encodes 1502 amino acids. The transcript is spliced from 29 exons.